This is a messenger RNA of Manis pentadactyla (Chinese pangolin), 6797 nucleotides long. RefSeq names its product DAB2 interacting protein (gene DAB2IP). Lineage: Eukaryota; Metazoa; Chordata; Mammalia; Pholidota; Manidae. The transcript is spliced from 16 exons. Bases 292 to 3849 code for a protein of 1185 amino acids. The record is from RefSeq and is a predicted model, not a curated record. Gene Ontology annotation, biological process: regulation of GTPase activity.
UCCCGGUGCAGGCCCUUCCCGAGCGGCCAAAUUAACUGGUUCUGUCUGUCCAACUGGGAGAGCAGCUCUGGCUAAAAAUAGCGUCCUGCUCAGCGCUACCUGCGCCCGCCGGGAGCCCGGGCCACGACUGUGGGAGUGCGGGCCGCGACAGUCCCGGGAGCCUGGGAGCCCCGCACGCCCCCACCCCAGACCUGGCCCGGGUCCCAGCCCGAGGCCGAGUGAGCGCUGUGCCCACAGGUGCCGCGGCGGGUGGAAGGCCCGCGGGCCGAGGAGCGGCCGAGGCCGUCAGGGAUGGGAGCGGGCGGCGCGGCCUCCCGCGCACUCGCCUGGGCCUCCCUGCCCCUCCUGGGGCCUCCAGCCAGCGUGCUCUGGGAGGACAAGAUUUACUGCCCAGAGUCGCCCCAAGAAAGGCCGGGCUCCCGACGCAGCCUGCCCGGCAGCCUCACCGAGAAGAGCCCCAGCAUGGAGCCCUCAGCCACUACACCAUUCCGGGUCACGGGCUUCCUCAGCCGCCGCCUCAAGGGCUCCAUCAAGCGCACCAAGAGCCAGCCCAAGCUGGACCGCAACCACAGCUUCCGCCACAUCCUGCCGGGGUUCCGGAGCGCCGCCGCCGCCGCCGCCGCCGCCGCGGACAAUGAGAGGUCCCAUCUGAUGCCCAGGCUGAAGGAGUCUCGCUCCCACGAGUCUCUGCUCAGCCCCAGCAGCGCCGUGGAGGCACUGGACCUCAGCAUGGAGGAGGAGGUGGUCAUCAAGCCCGUGCACAGCAGCAUCCUGGGCCAGGACUACUGCUUCGAGGUGACAACGUCCUCAGGAAGCAAGUGUUUCUCCUGCCGAUCAGCAGCCGAGAGGGAUAAGUGGAUGGAGAACCUGCGGCGGGCAGUGCACCCCAAUAAGGACAACAGCCGGCGUGUGGAGCACAUCCUGAAACUGUGGGUGAUUGAAGCCAAGGACCUGCCAGCCAAGAAGAAGUACCUGUGUGAGCUGUGCCUGGAUGACGUGCUCUAUGCCCGCACCACCGGCAAGCUCAAGACGGACAAUGUCUUCUGGGGUGAGCACUUCGAGUUCCACAACCUGCCACCCCUACGCAACGUCACUGUCCACCUGUACCGGGAGACUGACAAGAAGAAGAAGAAGGAACGCAACAGUUACCUGGGCCUAGUCAGCCUGCCUGCUGCUUCUGUGGCUGGGCGGCAGUUUGUGGAGAAGUGGUACCCGGUGGUGACGCCCAACCCCAAGGGCGGCAAGGGCCCCGGACCCAUGAUCCGCAUCAAGGCCCGCUACCAGACCAUCGCCAUCCUGCCCAUGGAGAUGUACAAGGAGUUCGCAGAGCACAUCACGAACCACUACCUGGGGCUCUGCGCAGCCCUCGAGCCCAUCCUCAGCGCCAAGACCAAGGAGGAGAUGGCGUCGGCCCUGGUGCACAUCCUGCAGAGCACAGGCAAAGUGAAGGACUUCCUGACAGACCUGAUGAUGUCAGAGGUGGACCGCUGUGGGGACAAUGAGCACCUCAUCUUCCGGGAGAAUACACUGGCCACCAAGGCCAUUGAGGAGUACCUCAAGCUGGUGGGCCAGAAGUACCUGCAGGACGCACUAGGUGAGUUCAUCAAAGCACUGUAUGAGUCGGACGAGAACUGCGAAGUGGACCCAAGCAAGUGCUCGGCCGCUGACCUCCCCGAGCACCAGGGCAACCUCAAGAUGUGCUGCGAACUGGCCUUCUGCAAGAUCAUCAACUCCUACUGUGUCUUCCCACGGGAGCUGAAGGAGGUGUUUGCCUCAUGGCGGCAGGAGUGCAGCAGCCGCGGCCGGCCCGACAUCAGCGAGCGGCUCAUCAGUGCCUCCCUGUUCCUGCGCUUCCUCUGCCCGGCCAUCAUGUCGCCCUCCCUCUUCAACCUGCUGCAGGAGUACCCUGACGACCGCACUGCCCGCACCCUCACCCUCAUCGCCAAGGUUACCCAGAACCUGGCCAACUUUGCCAAGUUUGGCAGCAAAGAAGAGUACAUGUCGUUCAUGAACCAGUUCCUGGAGCACGAGUGGACCAACAUGCAGCGCUUCCUGCUGGAGAUCUCCAACCCCGAGACCAUCUCCAACACAGCCGGCUUUGAGGGCUACAUUGACCUGGGCCGGGAGCUCUCCAGCCUGCACUCGCUGCUCUGGGAAGCCAUCAGCCAGCUGGAGCAGAACAUUGUAUCCAAAUUGGGGCCCCUGCCUCGAAUCCUGAGGGACGUCCACACGGCGCUGAGUGCCCCAGGCAGUGGGCCGCUCACGGGGACCAACGACUUGGCCUCCACUCCCGGCUCUGGUAGCAGUGGCAUCUCAGCUGGGCUACAGAAGAUGGUGAUCGAGAAUGAUCUCUCUGGUCUGAUAGAUUUCACCCGGUUACCGUCUCCAACCCCCGAAAACAAGGACUUGUUUUUUGUCACAAGGUCCUCCGGGGUCCAGCCCUCACCUGCCCGCAGCUCGAGUUACUCAGAAGCCAACGAGCCUGAUCUCCAGAUGGCCAAUGGUGGCAAGAGCCUGUCCAUGGUGGACCUUCAAGACGCCCGCACACUGGAUGGGGAGGCCGGCUCCCCGGCGGGUCCCGACGCCCUCAGCACCGAUGGGCAGGUGCCUGCAACGCAGCUGGUGGCUGGGUGGCCGGCCCGGGCAGCCCCGGUGAGCCUGGCAGGGCUGGCCACAGUGCGGCGGGCAGGCCAGACGCCAACCACACCGGGCACCUCUGAGGGCGCACCAGGCCGGCCCCAGCUAUUGGCACCGCUCUCCUUCCAGAACCCCGUGUACCAGAUGGCGGCUGGCCUGCCUCUGUCACCCCGUGGCCUCGGCGACUCUGGCUCUGAGGGCCACAGCUCUCUGAGCUCCCACAGCAACAGUGAGGAGCUGGCGGCCGCUGCCAAGCUGGGAAGUUUCAGCAACACAGCCGAGGAGCUUGGGCGGCGGCCCGGGGAGCUGGCACGGCGGCAGAUGUCACUGACUGAGAAGGGCGGGCAGCCUGCGGUGCCGCGGCAGAACAGUGCCGGCCCCCAGCGGAGGAUCGACCAGCCCCCGCCCCCGCCCCCACCGCCGCCUCCUGCACCCCGAGGCCGGACGCCGCCCACCCUGCUGAGCACCCUGCAGUACCCGCGGCCCUCGAGUGGAACCCUGGCGUCAGCCUCGCCGGACUGGGCCGGCCCCGGAGCCCGGCUGCGGCAGCAGUCCUCCUCCUCCAAGGGCGACAGCCCCGAGCUGAAGCCUCGUGCUGGGCACAAGCAGGGCCCUUCACCUGUGAGCCCCAAUGCCCUGGACCGCACGGCCGCUUGGCUCUUGACCAUGAACGCGCAGUUGUUAGAAGACGAGGGCCUGGGCCCAGACCCCCCCCACAGGGAUAGGCUAAGGAGUAAGGAGGAGCUCACCCAAGCAGAAAAGGACCUGGCGGUGCUGCAGGACAAGCUGCGAAUCUCCACCAAGAAGCUGGAGGAGUAUGAGACCCUGUUCAAGUGCCAGGAAGAAACGACGCAGAAGCUGGUGCUGGAGUACCAGGCGCGGCUGGAGGAGGGUGAGGAGCGGCUGCGGCGGCAGCAGGAGGACAAGGACAUCCAGAUGAAGGGGAUCAUCAGCAGGUUGAUGUCAGUGGAGGAGGAGCUGAAGAAGGACCAUGCAGAGAUGCAGGCCGCUGUAGACUCCAAACAGAAGAUCAUUGAUGCCCAGGAGAAGCGCAUUGCCUCCCUGGAUGCCGCCAACGCCCGCCUCAUGAGCGCCCUGACGCAGCUGAAAGAGAGGUACAGCAUGCAAGCCCGUAACGGCAUCUCCCCCACCAACCCCACCAAAUUGCAGAUUACCGAGAACGGCGAGUUCAGAAACAGCAGCAAUUGUUAACCUGCCUGAGGAGGGAGGAGCCUGCCCAAGGAGGGGAGGACUGGUGGCCCAGGGCAGGGUCUCGGCCUGGGGAGGAGCACCCCACGGUGGCAGCCCUGGCGCAGGGGCAAGAGGCUGAGGCUCCCGUGCCCCUCCACCCGCGGUCCGGCAGGCGGCCACAGCGGGAGUCGCGAGAGACUGAGACAGCCUGGGCCUGCUGCCCCUCUGCGCCGCCUGAGAAGCGUGUGGGGUGCAGGCCAACGAGACUGCACGCUGGGCAGUGGGGACCGCCUGGGGGAAGCGGGGGCCUGCCAAAGUUUGUCUCUGUUGGUUACUGAAUUUGGUGUGUGUCACCUUUCCUCCUUGACCUGGCCGAGUGCAUGUACCCCUCCCCUUCCCCAGGGAGGGGGCAGCUGGGAGAGGUGGGGGACCGAAGAGCUAGGGGCCGACUCCUGUGGCUUCAGCUCGCCUCCUCAGGGGCCCAGGACUUGCUGGCAACCGGGCCUCUGCCCUGUGGGCCUGGCCCCUUAGUUCCAGGAGCUGACAGGUUGGUGGGCAAGCAGAGGGUGGGUGGGGAGGGCAGAGCUGCCAGAGUUCUGUGGCCUUUAUCCGUGACCCCACACCUGCCGCUGCAUGCAGCCUGUCAGGAACCUUCCCUAGCUGAGAGGAGCCGAGGAUUCACCUGCCCCCCCCACUGUACCUGUCCCUGUGCUCCCCGUCUGCCCCCUUCCUGCCUCCCUUACCUGUUCUGCCAGGUAGACCCUUGAGGAUCACAGCUUUUCCUUAUGGCCCUCCUACCUGUGGGGAGGGCCCAGAGCCUCCCUCACUUGCCAGGUGGGCCCAGGCUGAUGCUCUGGGGCUCCCCAAAGCCAAAGACCUGGGCAGAGUAGGCCCAGAUGGCACCAUGCAUGGCGCCUGCCCUUCUUCUGGGGCUGGCGCACCAGGACACGGUGGCCCUGCAGGGCGUGGCCAGCUGGCGCUCACUCUGAGAGAAAGGCUGAUCUUUUCUGAUUGAUGGUGAAAAAAUUCUAAUGCCCGCAGGCCCUGAGAAGGUGGAUAACUGUGAUUUUUUUCCUUUCACAGUAUGCAUUAGAGACAAAAGCCUGCUUGCUCGCUCGCUGGAACACAGGGGCCUUUUAAAUUGAGCGUGUGCACGGCAUGGGAAAUAGCGGCCCUGGAGGAUGUUAGACUUGCUCCCUCUCCAAGACAGCAGCGGCCUGCACCAGGCCCCGUGCGUGCGGCCAGCCUCCUCCUCACCCUCCCUGGGCCCCCAGCCAAGGACCCAGGCGCUGCAGGCAGGGGAGGGCCGCACCCACAGCCGGGGCCGUGCUCCCCAGCUCUAGGCUGCUCUAACUCUGCCCCUCCCCGCCUCCCUCUUCUGGGACAUAGGUGGGCAGGAGCUUGGGUCUCUCUCCGGCAUUCCAUGUUUCCACCCCAUCUCUGGGUAAUCUUGGCAAGAGCUGGGCGUUUGUGCCACAGCAGCGCCAGGGCUGGCAGCCUCCCCCUCUGCCUCAGCCUCAGGAAGCCCAGGAGACCCUUAGAAAGAGGGCUGAGCCCUCUCUGCCACCAGGGCCUGGGCUGCCACAGAGCCCAGCAGGUGGGAGUGUGGGAGGGAGGGCCCAGGCCACACUGCAGCCUGUCCGGGCCAUGCUCUCGGAGCAGCUCUCAGCUGAAACCUGCUGUUCAGUAAGGCCGGAGACGUGCGUGCGGAGAGGCAGGCCCCCAAGGGCCACAGACCUCAGGAAGGAAGGCCAUGGGGGCGCACAGACGGGGCCUGGCCCCAGGGAUGUCCUCUCGUCCCGUCUGGUCCCCAACUGCCCAGUGAGCCUCCCCUCCUCCCUCCCCCACCUCUCCCGCCAAUGCCUCAGAGCGACCUCGGGCUAACCGCCUCUUAGCAAUACCGGGGAGGUUCCCAGGCUCAGACAGCAGGGCACUGGAGGCCAGCGCGGUGGCCGGUGCUGGUGGCCCUUGGCAUGGGUUGUGAGCUCUCAGGCCGAGAGCCUUAUUUACCUAGUGCAAAAACUGUAAAAGUGUACAGACUCUUCACAGAUUUUUAUCUGAAUUGCAAGUCUGACGAUUUUUGUAAAUGUUCUUGGUGUUUGACUGUAAUGUAACUAUUUCACCUGAUGGUUGUACAUAAUCCUUUAGUCCUGGUGCUGCCAAGGGCUGCCCGGACUGCUGCUCUCCGACGGUUUGUAUUUUAUUUUGUAAUCUAGAAAACAGUAUUGGGUGGGAGGAAGCAGUUGGAACUUGGGUAUUGGGGUUUCUCCCCUGCCCGACACUUGCUGGCUGGGCAGUGGGCUGGGGCAACGGGGAGGUGAUGGGGACAUGUGCCCUAACUGGGCCAGCAAAGGGGGCUCCCACCUGGGCCCCCCGGCCCCCGGUCUGGUGGCGGAUGGAGGGAGGGAGGGCAGGCUGUCCCUGCUCAGGGGAGACGUGGCCCUGGGCCUCCAGGGGCACACUGGGCUGGAGAAAGCGCUGCCUUCCUCUGCCAGCACAGAGGCCUGACUCUUUUGCUCAACUUUUAUGUUUAGGGUGAAGAAAACUGCCAAACUUCCUAUAAGCAAAGACUCUUUUUCUGACUGCCCAGGGGUGGGGGACCAAGGCCAGAGCUCUCCAUACACCCCCUCCCCACCGGAGCACCUGCCCUGGGGUACACCUCUCUCCCUCUCACCCCUUCCAUCUGCAACAAGCAGGCUGCCCAGGGAAACAGCCCCUCUUUUCUACAUACUUGGCCCCAGAGUUGCUCCCAGCCCCCAAACCACCUCCCUGCUCCCUCUUUUGUAAGUAUGUGAAAAGGAAAAACACGCCGACGGUAGGGUCCUGGCUGGAGCCCCCCUCCAGCUGAGACUUUAACUGUGUAAUAAUGUACAGGGAAAGUGGUUGGUGUUCUAAGACUGUGUGGCUGUGCAAUUUCUGUACAUUUGCAAUUAGAAAUAUUAAAGAUUUAUUUAGCUAUUUUAAGCCUG